This is a messenger RNA of Dibothriocephalus latus, 1149 nucleotides long. The record is from the annotation of a GenBank genome assembly. NCBI's taxonomy places the organism in Eukaryota, Metazoa, Platyhelminthes, Cestoda, Diphyllobothriidea, Diphyllobothriidae.
AUGGCUGGUCUGGUGAAAGCAAAGGAUUAUGACUGGAAGGACUCUAAUCUGGCUCUCUUCGGGUCUGAUACAGAGAAGCAAAUUAAGAAGGAGUCUGCACUCACUGAAAAGGCCUGGGAACGCGUUGGAAAGGCCAAAGAACCCUUUCUCUUCGUAUGGCGUGUCAAGAAAUUCACACUCGAAGAGGUGAAACCUGAAGACGUUGGAACCUUCUACAACGGCGACUCGUACGUCGUCUGUAAGGGGACCAAGUUGCCGGAUAAGGAGAAGCUGCUUUACGACGUCCACUUUUGGAUCGGAAAACACAGCACCCAGGACGAGUACGGCACCGCGGCCUACAAGACUGUGGAGCUGGACACCUAUCUGGAUGACGCUGCUAUCCAACAUCGGGAAGUCGAGGGCUACGAGUCUGAGCGCUUCAAGGGCUACUUCAACAAAUUAGUGAUUCUCAAGGGUGGCUAUGCAUCUGGUUUCCGCCAUGUGGAGCCUGAAAAGUACCGCCCACGUCUUCUGCGUUUCUGCAAGGAGGGCAAGAUCACUUACAUGCGACAGGUGGAGUAUACCAAGAGUGCCGUUGAUUCUGGUGACGUCUUCAUUCUGGACCUGGGUGCAACGGCCUACCAGUUCAACGGCUCUAAGUGCAGCGCCUUCGAGAAGAGUUCUGCGGCCGCUUUUCUGCAAGAUCUGGAGUCAAGUCGCAAUGGGCGUUGCGUCACCCACGUCUUAGAAGAGAAAUCCAUUGACAAGGAUGUGAGUCCUCUCAUCGCCGUCCAGUCUUCAGUUUAUUUCACAAAACAACCCCACGAGUUCUGGAAAGCCCUCCCCGAUAAACCACUGAAGCCUGAAGCCGAGAAGGUCGAUGUAGUUAAGUCACUGUACAAGGUCUCGGAUGCCUCUGGGAAAAUCCAAAUUUCUAUGGUUUGCGAAGGCAGUGCUCCCAAGAACUCUAUCAAGCCCGAUGAUGUUUACAUGAUUCAGGACAAGAGUGGUCUCUUUGUCUACAUCGGCAAGGACUGUUCCCACGCGGAGAAGAGGAACGCCUUCAGCAUUGCCCACAAAUUCUUGCAAACCAGCAAAAAUCCCUUCCUGCCCAUCACUGUGGUCACCGAGGAGCAGGCUGCCUCCUUCCUGGCUGGUAUCUGGGACUGA